UCACGUGACUGCUGUCUUGUGACAGAGCUGAUAACAGGGCGACGCGUUUUAUAAAGAGUUCUACAGAGUUUUCGUCUCAAACUACUGGCCGUUUCUUCUCAGGCGUAGCAGGGCUUAUUUCCAACUCGAUAUGGCGUCUUUUUAGAGUGUAAACGUUUCUUAUCUGCCAUUCCUUUCCUCGAGUGUGUGAUUUGAGGGCGCUUUCAGCAGCGUGGAUCACUCUGGGACAAAGUUGGCGCAUGGAGGAGGAGGAGGCGGGGAAGUCGAGUUACAGUUCCCUUCGUCGUGCUUUUGCGUUUGUUUUGGUCGCUGAGAGUCGUGUGACAUUUGACCAAAGGAAAAGGAGAAAUUAUCUGUGAAAUUUUGGUAAACGCGUGACUAUAUACACACACCAUUUUUUUCCCCCUAAAAAAAAAAAAAGAGUACAUCUCAUUCCGUCGGAUAUGGAUAAUAAGCCUCUUCUUCAGGACAGACCCCCGGCGUACAACAGCGUCCCCGGGGCGUAUAAUUACCAGCAGCCGCAGCCGGGCUACGGAGCGAUCCCACAGUCCGCUCCCGCACCUGCAGCCUUCCCAUCACCGCCUCCGCCGUACCCCUCACCCGCGGCACAAGGUUACCCAGCCGCUCCUGCCCACGCUGCUGCGGCAAACUGUCCGAGCUCAUACACUAUCAUUCAGCCCUCAGUGGUGGUAGUAGGAGGAUGUCCAGCCUGCAGGGUGGGGGUGCUGGAGGAGGACUUCACCUGUUUGGGGAUCCUGUGUGCCAUUGUCUUCUUCCCCCUGGGCAUUCUCUUCUGUCUGGCCCUGCGGCAGAGGAGGUGUCCCAACUGCGGAGCCACUUUUGGCUAGACGGACCAAACCACAGCCACGGCUUGCAGCCCAAUGACCAUCGCUUGGGUUCUCUCUUCUCUUUUUAAAUCCAUGAUUAUGUUUAAAAAAUGCACAAGAUGAUAGUCCAGUUUAUGAUUGCAAGUUGCCAUAUGGUUUCUCAAUUAUUUUCUUUCAAAUAUUAGCCAGUGAAAAAGCAGCUUAAAUUUUGUAUUUUGAUGUGCUUUGAAAGAUGGUUGGUUUGUGUUGGGUUUUUUUUGUGUAUAAAUCGUGUAAACCAGACGUCAUGUCAUCGACCCACUGGUGCCUUUUUUAAAAUGGCCACGAUUUAGAACUGCAGAAGAAUGGUGACCAUAAAGAGACUUGGUGAACAAUAAGACAUUAUGAUCAACAUUUGAACUCCUAAUUCUCAAUCAUGGAUGAUUUUUUUUUUUUUUAAAUUCUUUUAACAUCAAAUUCUUGUCCUGCUGAGGACUUCCUGUCUAUUUGUAUGAGAUGAGGAUCUAUGCUGUCUAGUACCUUGCUUGGGUGGUUGGGAAUUGUUACACUCUCAUCCACGUCGUUUGUUGGGGGGGGGAGAAAGAGAGAGAUGUUCUCCAUUCAACAUAGUAAAUCCCCUCUGGCUUUAUGACCAAACCACUUCCUCUCCAUAGCAAGCCUGUUUUUAGUAUGUUCAUAACCUUUAUGCCAAGCACCUUCAUUCCCUCCAGCACUGCAAAAUACACGUUGUAAACUAGUAAAUCUGAGGUGUCAAAUCUCAAUUUUUUUUUUUCAGCAUCACUUUAAUCAGAAUUUGGCUUCUGAUACAUCAUUUAGUGCAGUGCUAAUACUGUAAACCUCUAAAGAAUGUUCAUAUCAAAUGGAUACAAUAUGUUAAACUGAGACCAUACCAUUUUUCAUUUCUCUACAAAUGAAAGACAAUCAGAACAGAAUGAAUGUCCCUUUGUGUUCUCUAGUUCUUCUCCCACCCCCACCCCAUUGAUUAAAAUGUCCUUGCUGCCAUUUACUUUAUGUAAUUAAAGGUCAGGGAUAUUUGCUUUAGACCAUUGCAUGUAUAAUCAGUUCAGACUUUUUAUAUGAACAAUAUUGUAAAUAAAACUUCUAGAUAUGC
Neoarius graeffei (lesser salmon catfish) is the source of this 1938-nucleotide messenger RNA. RefSeq names its product brain protein I3 (gene bri3). The record is from RefSeq and is a predicted model, not a curated record. The transcript has 3 exons. Bases 444 to 848 code for a protein of 134 amino acids. Lineage: Eukaryota; Metazoa; Chordata; Actinopteri; Siluriformes; Ariidae.